Molecule: messenger RNA, 990 nt
Organism: Colius striatus (speckled mousebird)
Lineage: Eukaryota; Metazoa; Chordata; Aves; Coliiformes; Coliidae
Product: cytochrome c oxidase assembly factor 5
Exons: 3
Coding region: 111-338 (75 amino acids)
Biological process (GO): mitochondrial respiratory chain complex IV assembly
Cellular component (GO): mitochondrion
Source: RefSeq, a predicted model, not a curated record
CUUCCUUCCCCCGCCGGAAACGGACGCGGGGGUUUGGGCUGACAAGAUGGCGGCGUCCGACAGCCGUGUGUGGGUACGCUGCAGCAAGACCUAGAGUUGGUCAGGCCGCUAUGCCUAGGUACUACGAGGAAAAGGAGGAGGACGGGCGGGCCUGCAGCGGGGUGAAGGAGGACCUGCGGCAGUGCCUGCUGGAGAGCGCCUGCGUCCUGCAGGGAAACAAAAGCCCUAAACAAUGUUUAAGGGAAGGACACUGUAAGAGUUUGCAAGUAACAUUUUUUACAUGCAAAAGAUCAAUGUUAGAUACUAGGGCAAGAUUCAGAGGAAGGAAAGGAUACUGAAGUUGUCUGUGAAGAGACACAGCUGUGGGGAAUGAGGGUUCAUCAGCACUUCAAUCAAACAGAGCCUGAGGAAAGAAGAUUGUAUCCACUGCAUCCUUUCAUCCAAUAUUUUUGUGGAAGGAACCUACUCUUGAGUGCUCCGAAGGAUUAACCUGGAUGUGCGUUUAAAUGUUGGAAAGGCAGCAAGCAUAAAACUGUCAAGUUCUGGCCAAAAUGAGUACUUGUUUUGCACUUGCAAUAAAAUAUGUAAAAUCCAGGAAAAAAAAGGUUAUGAUUGUGCUUUGAAGUGAAUUCUAAUCAUGUUUGACUACUAUAAAUAAUACAAGAUAUGGAACUGGGAGUUCACAGGUAUCCCAGGGGAUACCUCAGGACAGAGCUGUUUCCAGAGUUGGUGAGCUGACCAAGGCUCUGAAAUGUGUUUGCAAGCUGCUUCUUCACACAUAAGUUUGUUACCCAAAAAACCUGCACUGACAGAUAGGAGUGGCAAUGUUUUUGCAGACUCACAUACAAAAGGAUGGCAUCUCUUUCCUCUUGCUACCACUUCCUUUUAGCGUGAUGACAUAAUGUGUACAUGUUUAUUAGCACACCCUAGUUUUGUUGGACAACUGGAUUAAAGUGUGGUUACUCUAAAUUAAAGGAUGUCUGAUUUAUC